Molecule: messenger RNA, 552 nt
Organism: Babesia microti strain RI
Lineage: Eukaryota; Apicomplexa; Aconoidasida; Piroplasmida; Babesiidae
Product: IMP3, U3 small nucleolar ribonucleoprotein protein IMP3
Exons: 2
Coding region: 1-552 (183 amino acids)
Biological process (GO): rRNA processing
Cellular component (GO): Mpp10 complex; small ribosomal subunit; small-subunit processome
Molecular function (GO): rRNA binding; snoRNA binding; structural constituent of ribosome
Source: RefSeq, a predicted model, not a curated record
AUGAGGAAGUUAAAGUAUCACGAACAAAAGUUGCUUAAACAUGUAAAUUUUUACGACUGGAAGAGAACAAAUGCGAAGAGGGAGAACCAAAUCAUUCGCAGAUAUCGCAUACAAGAUAACGAAGAUUAUCACAAAUACAACAAGCUGGUAGGACUCAUAACCAAACUGACGUCCAAACUACGACUACUGCCCAGUGACGACGAGUUUAGGAUUAAAGUAACGGAUGAUCUGCUAAAGAAGCUCUAUGAUAUGGGUUUAAUAUCUAAAAAGGGUAAUUUGGAAUUAUGUGAAAAACUGUCCACGUCCUGUUUUUGCCGGAGAAGAUUAGCUGUAGUACUAGUACAGUUGAAGUUUUGUCAGAACCUAGAACAGGCAACAACAUAUAUAGAACAGGGACAUAUUACUAUUGGGAAUCAAGUUGUAAAUAAUCCGGCCUAUCACAUAUCAAGGACUCUGGAAGAUGCUAUAAGUUGGACUCAGGGAUCAAAGAUACCCAAACAUAUUGCCGAAUUUCACAAUAAUCGCGAUGAUUAUCAACUACUUAACUUAUAA